AAAAAGUCCCAAAAGCCACCUUUGAACAAGCAAACACCUAGAGUUUAGUCUCUUUUACAGCACAGUCAACAUGUGGCAUGGUGAGGUGAGAUAGCUGCGUGAAGCUUUCAAGAAGGACUCCAUGUUCCUUCCCUCUCAGUAAUUGAACUCUUGGUUAAUUUGAUCAUUUAUCAGGUUUUGUAAAUUCCAUAUAAUUCAACAAGUGACCACUUGUAAGGUUGAAUGGUAUUACAACGUUCGAAGCGCCAGUCUGCAGAGGCUGCCAUUAACAGUCACACCUUUGAACAGGAAAACACGAGCGCCUAGUCCUUCCAACAACACUAACCCAAGUCAACAUGUGAACGGAGAUUGCCGCGUCCAGCUUUCAGGAAGCUCUUGAAAGUCCCAUUAGAAACUAUAUCAUGGGUUUGAAAGGUUUUGCUGAGGGUGGUAUUGCCUCCAUCAUUGCCGGGGCUUCCACUCACCCUUUGGAUUUAAUCAAGGUCCGUAUGCAACUUCAAGGUGAAUCCCACAUCCCAAAUCCAUCUUCCGUGCAGUCCUAUCGCCCUGCUUUUCCAUUGAGCUCUACGGCCAACAUCUCCUUACCGACCACCUUAGAACCCCCUCCUCCACCCCGUGUGGGACCCCUUUCCAUUGGUGUCCGUAUCAUCCAAUCCGAGGGUGCUGCCGCUCUUUUUUCUGGUGUCUCCGCUACCAUACUCCGCCAAACCUUAUACUCCACCACCCGUAUGGGCCUUUAUGAUGUCCUCAAACAUAAAUGGACGGAUCCAGAUACUAAUACCAUGCCACUUGUCCGUAAGAUUGUGGCUGGACUAAUCUCCGGUGCUGUCGGGGCUGCUGUUGGUAACCCUGCUGAUGUAGCGAUGGUCCGCAUGCAGGCUGAUGGACGUCUCCCAAUUGAACAGCGUAGAAACUACAAGAGUGUUGUCGAUGCCUUAAGUCAGAUGUCAAAGCAGGAGGGUGUCGCUAGCCUGUGGCGGGGUUCGAGUCUUACAGUCAACCGUGCGAUGAUUGUGACGGCGUCACAGCUUGCAUCAUAUGAUCAAGCCAAGGAGAUGAUCUUGGAGAAGGGUUUGAUGAGUGAUGGGAUCGGCACCCAUGUUUCAGCAAGUUUUCUGGCUGGUUUUGUGGCUUCCGUUGCUUCAAACCCUAUUGAUGUGAUCAAGACUAGAGUUAUGAACAUGAAGGUUGAGCCCGGGGUUGAACCACCUUAUAAGGGUGCAUUCGAUUGUGCAAUGAAGACUAUCAAGGCAGAGGGUCCUAUGGCCUUGUAUAAGGGCUUUAUCCCUACAAUUUCAAGGCAAGGACCUUUCACUGUUGUGCUAUUUGUCACAUUAGAGCAAGUUCGGAAAUUACUUAAAGAUUUCUGAUCAAUUAUUAUAACGAUGAAAAUAGAUCAAGGAAGGCAGUAGAACAAGCACUCAAGCUUGUAUAUUCAUUGAUUUACUUGUUCAACUUUGAUUACAUGUUGGAAGCAAUAUAAUUUUUCCCCUUCA
This is a messenger RNA of Populus nigra (black poplar), 1496 nucleotides long. Its product is annotated as mitochondrial uncoupling protein 5-like. Gene Ontology annotation, molecular function: oxaloacetate transmembrane transporter activity; thiosulfate transmembrane transporter activity; succinate transmembrane transporter activity. Gene Ontology annotation, biological process: oxaloacetate transport; phosphate ion transmembrane transport; malate transmembrane transport. NCBI's taxonomy places the organism in Eukaryota, Viridiplantae, Streptophyta, Magnoliopsida, Malpighiales, Salicaceae. Bases 402 to 1370 code for a protein of 322 amino acids. The transcript is spliced from 2 exons. The record is from RefSeq and is a predicted model, not a curated record. Gene Ontology annotation, cellular component: mitochondrial membrane.